Molecule: messenger RNA, 3153 nt
Organism: Xenia sp. Carnegie-2017
Lineage: Eukaryota; Metazoa; Cnidaria; Anthozoa; Malacalcyonacea; Xeniidae
Product: coiled-coil domain-containing protein 146-like
Cellular component (GO): cytoskeleton
Source: RefSeq, a predicted model, not a curated record
GCAACAGUGAUGCUGACAGAACAACUGUUUUCGAGGAACUAUUUCUUUUUUGUUUUGAAUCAAAUAUACUGAAGUGUUAUGUAAAUAGAGGAGAACAAUGAGUGAUAAAAGCGAAGAUGACGAAAGACCUCACGAAAGUGAUUCAGUUAUUCAUGCCAUUGCUCCACAGCUGUCUCACGAAGAAAAUCAACAAGUGGACGUCUUGUCCAGUCCAGCUUUUCAAUGUUUAGACGAACUGUUUCGCCAAGGUGAACUAGAUGGACAAAAAUUAGCAAAGUUAAAGUCUACAUACACAGCCCAUCAUGAUUUGCUGCAGAUGACAAGAGAAACUGAAAGAAGUUUGCUGACUCAAGCAAAAGAUCUGCAUCAGGAGGUUGAAAAGCAAAGAUCAGAGCUGGAAAUAUGCGAUAACUUUCCGGAAGGAGAUGUUACUGAAGUCAGCAGAUUGCGUCAGGAACUCCUCAAACAUUCUAAUGAACUUGCUCUAGCAGAUGAACGACAGUACCAGUUAAAUUUUAUUUUGGAUGGUUUAAAAGAAGAGAAAACUAUGUUAGAAAGAGAGUAUGCACGCAUGCCCAAAGAAGAAGAAAUUGACAAGCAAGUAAAUGAACUAAAAAAAUCGAUAGAAGAGAUAAAAAUUGAAGGUAAAAGAAAUCAUGAGACAAAGACUUUGAAAGAUGAGAUAGAGGCGAGAGGUCAUGAGGUUAAAAAGCUUCAAAAUGAGGCUGAUAAAGGUUCAUAUGAAGAACAAAAUCUAAAGUCACAAUUAUUAGAAGUACAUUCACAGCCUGGUCACCUGUUGAAACAAGUUGAUCUGUUGUCACGACAGUUAAAGGAAACUGAGGAAAAAAUAAAAUCCUAUGAAUCUAAUAUUUCCGAUGUAAAUGAAGAGCUUCAGUUAUUGGAAAAAAGAAAGCAAAAGUUAGAUGAUGAAAAAGUGGAGCUCUCGAUUGCACUAGAUAGACAACGACAUGCAAACGAAUCAAAAGAACGUGAUAUAGAUGUAUAUGCAAAAGAUCUGGAGUUUUCUAAAGAAAAGCAGACUGAGCUAUUUGGAGAUAAAGCUACCAUUGAUGUCACUAUGAAACAUAUUUUAAUCGAUAUGAAGACAGAACAUGACAUGCAAUGUCGAAAAUUACGUGAGAAAGACAAAGAUCUAAAAAACUUAAAAAAGUCCGAACUUCAACUUAAAGUUGCCAAUGAUGGACUAGAUGAAGUGAAACAAAUAUAUACUAAGGUGAAAUCUCACGUGGACAGUGAACCCAAAGAUGAUGGCACAAUGUUUCAAAAAAGAAAGGAUUUACAAAAGGAAGUUAAUAUUGCCAAAAAAAUGCUGGCACAACAAAAUGGAUAUACCUCACAUGAGCGCGCCAGAGUUGAACAAAUGAUCCUGGAACAGGAAAUCCUUCUUCGUAAUCAAUCCAACUUGCGACUCGAUGUUGUUGAUCUAAAGCGAUUGGCCACAAUAAAAGCUGACGAAAGAGAAAGCAAAGCUCGAGACUUUGUGAGAGCUGAGUUAAGAUACCAGAGAGCUCAUAAAGACGUAAAGACUAAAAACCUUCAGAUCCAAGAUAGCUCAAAGAAGUACACUGAAAUGCAACAUAAAUUGACAGACUUCGCCAAGCUGUAUGAUGUAAUAAAGAAUGAAAGAAAUAAAUGCGUUAAUCUCAUACAGACUAGUACUCAGAGAGCUUCAGAAAUGCGCGAGAAAAUCAAGAUCUUGCACAAUGAGAUUGAGAUAUUAAGAUCCAAAGUAAACUCAAAAGAUAGAUUGCUGCAGAAAUCUCACUUAAAGAAAAACAACGCAAUUUCAAUACGUGAUAGUUUGAGAAACGAAGUAAGCAAGCAAUGUGGAAUUGCUGAUGAAAAUAAGGAGAAACGAGAGCAAAAGCGUUUAGAUAUAUCAAAACUGAACGAAUUAAUUAAUAAAGCCGAAGAAGAUAUGGUUCAGCUUAGAAAACGUUAUGAACAAUGCAUUCAACAAAGAAAUGACAGGGGAAUAAUGCUGAUUGAACGUAAUGAGGAAGUUUGCGUUUUCUACGAGAAACUAAAUGUUCAAGAGACGCUACUUCGUAAUGGAGACAUCGAACUUCGAACUAGAGAAGAAGAAGUCCGCAUUCUUGAGCUAGAGGUCGCCGAAUUGAAACGUUUAAUCACUGUGGCAAAGAAGGCACUACCGAAAAAGAAAUCGUUAGAUGAUGAACUUGUGACAGCACAAAUCCAACUUCUUCUUUGUCGCGAUCACUUAUUGGACUUGGAGAAAAAGCUGGAAACACCGUCUGUAGACGGUCGUAUAAGAGUGCUGAAAGGGGAUGAUCCAAAACCAGACGAAUUGACUGCUAAAAUAGAAGAGUUAGAAGUUCGUCUCGCUAAUAAAGAGGAGAAACUUCUCGAGAAAGCAUUGAUUUAUGAAGAAGUAAACAGACUUUCAGAGCGGACGAAGAAAAAAGCAGAUACAGGGAAAGAAGAUACGCUCAACCUCGCGAAAAAGGUUAACGAGUUGCAAGCAAAGAUUAAAGCAUCAACAAGAAAAAUGAUGGCAAUUGUAUCGGAGCUUUCGAUGAAUCAAGCGAAUGCGAUGAAACUGCAGCAAGAAGUGAAAGAAAAGGAAUCUUUACUUGAACAAUGUUACGCUCGAUUAGAGAGAGGAGAACCACCAGACGACGAUGCCGAGAAAACAUGGCUGAAAAUGCUGAAGAAUGAACAGCAAAAAAAACAAGAAAAAAUGCGCAGAUUGGAGGUUGAGGCUCUCCAGGAGCAGUACAAAAUUGCAGGCGAUGUAUAUACGACAGCUGAGCCUCGUCCUAAUGCAUACAUACCUGACGAUAAAGCUGAGCUACCAAUACCUCGACCGUAUGGCGCACUUGCUCCUUUCAAACCAUCUGAGCCAGGUUCCUCAAUGAGGCAUGUUCGAAAACCUGUAAUAAAACCCAUUGAAAUUUAGAUGGCGUUCAUCUCGUAAAGAUUCACUUUUGGCACUUUAUUAUUUUAUUGUAUCACUGGAAAUAACGUAAAUGCAUUUGUUAUUUUACUUAUUUGAUAUAUUACCAUAACAAAUGUGCCAUAUUUUAUUAGUUACAGUCGCAGUAUGUAGGUACAAAGCAAAGUAAAUUCGUGUGAUGUAUUGUGGUGGUAUAACUGACCAUAACAGAA